AUGUCAGACACACCGUUAAGUGCUGAGGAGAAGAAGAGGAUCCUUCGUGAAAGAAGACAGGCCAAGAUGGCCAAGGGCCAAGCCUCCGAUCGGUUGAACACUAUUUUGGGGCUGGGUUCUUCCGUCAAGGACAACACGGCCGUGUCGGUAUUGGAUAAAGCACCAAAGACCCCACAGGCGUCUCCAUCGCCAACCCCACAGCCAAAUCACCACGUCGACCCUGAUGCCGACCCCGAGAUCCAGCACAUCGACACCAUCGCGCAGCCUGUUGAAGAGCCAGACAUUGACCAGAUCUUCAAGAGCAUCUUAUCUCACGGAGACCAACACGAGGCCAAUGGUGAAGACCCAAUUUCGCAGAUGAUGAAGAACAUGUUUGGAGCAAAUGCUGGUGGCCAACCUGGAGCCCAGCCAGAGGGCUCUCCCUUUGGAAUUCCCCAAGAAAACCCCGAGGAAACCCAGUACCAAAAGGACCUUGUUGCCUACAACCAGUACGAGCAGAGAUUGUGGAAAUUCCGGUUUUUGGUCAUAAGGUAUAUUGCCGUGUUCUGGAACUUCUUCUACCACUUCUAUUCCUCCGACAACUAUGCCUUCCAAGCAUCCUCCUACGACUAUAUCCGUGGCUUAGGCUCGGCCACUCCAGUCAAGAGUUUCUUCACAUGGUUCUCCACCAUCGAAACUGUCUUGUUGGCAACUUUCUACAUGCUUAGUUCCAAUAAGAAUCUUUUUGCCACUGCAUCCGAGAACAGCUUAUUGAUCAAAGGCCUUUCCUUUGGAUCCAUGGUGUUGCCCCAAUUGAGCCACUACAAGCCAUUGGUGGUGCGCUUUUUGGCUUACUACGAGAUCUUUGGAAUGUUCUUGGCUGAUAUAUCACUUGUGGUGGUGCUAUUUGGGUUGCUCAGU
This is a messenger RNA of Suhomyces tanzawaensis NRRL Y-17324, 900 nucleotides long. RefSeq names its product GET complex subunit. The record is from RefSeq and is a predicted model, not a curated record. The transcript has a single exon. Gene Ontology annotation, cellular component: GET complex. Lineage: Eukaryota; Fungi; Ascomycota; Pichiomycetes; Serinales; Debaryomycetaceae. Gene Ontology annotation, biological process: retrograde vesicle-mediated transport, Golgi to endoplasmic reticulum; protein insertion into ER membrane. The annotation marks the transcript as partial.